This is a messenger RNA of Ogataea polymorpha, 13088 nucleotides long. RefSeq names its product fatty acid synthetase beta subunit. Gene Ontology annotation, biological process: long-chain fatty acid biosynthetic process. Gene Ontology annotation, molecular function: enoyl-[acyl-carrier-protein] reductase (NADH) activity; [acyl-carrier-protein] S-malonyltransferase activity; [acyl-carrier-protein] S-acetyltransferase activity. The record is from RefSeq and is a predicted model, not a curated record. The transcript has a single exon. Bases 4590 to 10772 code for a protein of 2060 amino acids. Gene Ontology annotation, cellular component: fatty acid synthase complex. NCBI's taxonomy places the organism in Eukaryota, Fungi, Ascomycota, Pichiomycetes, Pichiales, Pichiaceae.
AUUAGAAGUCUAUAUCGAGUUUCUUCUUUGGAGAGUCGGAUGUUUACUCAACUCACGCCUUCUAGUUUUAAAGGAUGGGAGCUCGCCCUUGCUUUGCAGCUUGUUGAGGACCUCGGCCGCGUACUUGGAUCCCACGCCGUAGAUCUCGUCAAACUUGGAAAAGUCUAACGUGGCAUACCCUUCAAUUGGAGGCCGUAAAUAAACGCAAUCUUUGGAGUUUUUGGAUUUUUCCAAUGCAAUGACAGACGCCACGUAUGCCAGUCGAAUUUGGAUGUCUGUCAUGGUAGGAACGUUAGGGUGAGCUGAAAAUGGAUUUAUGCGAUUCAACAGCACCCACAAACCACUCAGUGAUUCACCAUAGUGCAUCUUGGACCGGUCAUCCUCCGAGCCGACGUCACACGCGAUGAUGGCAUGUGCCCCACGUCUUUUCAUCUCUUCAACCGUCAAAUUAUCGAUAUAGCCUCCGUCAAGAAGCAUAUUGCCAUUGUCAGUCAGCGGAGGUAAAAGAGCAGCAAGCGACAUGGAAGCACGCACAUACCUCCAUGCGUAGCCCGAAGUGUGAAUCUCCAUUACCGACUCCGUUAUGUUUGUGGAGUUGCAGUAAAAUUUGAUCCAGAAGUCUUCAAUUCUGGAAUCACCCAAAGCCUUCCAUAUUCCCCGAUUGAACUCGUGACCGGUGGUAUACGAAGUCAACGGAAUAGUUAGAUCCAACAAUGAACGCCAUAUAGAGCCCAUGCGUCCCGAAAACGUCUUUGCUCUUCCGUAGACCGGAACAAGGUCAUAUUCACGCGCAUAAAGAGCACCAACAAAGGCACCUAUCGAAGUACCACCAACAAAAUCAACAGGAAUACCCUUCUCCUCCAAAGCAGCAAUGACACCAAUGUGACUGAUGCCGCGAGCACCGCCUCCUCCCAGAACGAGACCAACGGCCUGUCCAGUGAGAAUACGUGCAAGUCGCAUAAAAUCAUCUUUAUGCUCUUGCAUGGGCCGGUAAUACCUCUUCGAUUUGAACGCCUCUCUGGUUUGCUUGAUCAUUUGCAGAAACUCAUUGUUACUCAGCAUAUGCCGUAGAUUAGCGGACAGCUUGGCGGUGGUGGCAGUAAGAAGCUUGCUCGUGUUUGCAGAUUUGGAUAUCGGGCCAAAGUCGACUUCAGCAGGCAUUGAGUUCGAGUCAAACGAAAGCUGAACAUGGUGGUGCGAAUGAACCCAGAUCCGGUUUUUCAGCCAGUUAUUAGUCGAGCCAGGCUCCACGUAGCGCUCAGGAUGAAGGAGAAUGAGUUCUGUGCGAGCUGUAGUGUUGUUCUUCACCAGCAGCCGCUCGUACUCACCAAUAUUUGGAGGCUGCUGAGAGUCCGCCAGGAGCAGGAUACAGUCUCCCUGCUGAAUGCAUGUCUUUGUCCAGGAGGAAUUAACUGGCGUAUCGGCAACGUAGAUGACAAUGUCAUAUUUGUCUUCUAGCUCGGAGAAAUAACCACUCUGUUUCAACUUGGCAAGAUGGUCAAAGGCAUGUUUUCCGAGACGACUCAGUGCCGUGGACUGGGUCAGCAUUUUGGCAGUCUUACUGACGUUUUCUAGCGCAGUGGUAAGCCUUUCGCCAAACUCAACGACCGGUAAACCGUACGUGAUUGGUAGGAUGGUGAUUGUUCGGUAGUUGUUGAAGUUUUUGCUGAAGUUGUCGUCCUUGAUUGUAGCUGUGGGAGUUGCCAGCUCAAAAUUUCCAUCGUGCUCUUUGCUAUGAAUGAAUCUGUUGGCAACAAUACGUGUGACUUUGACCAUGAUUGACGGAUUGCUGAGAGCAAUCAUCUCAAAGAGACUCCGUGGAAUACGAGCAAGCUCAGAGUCGCGGAUAGCCACCAAGGUCAGAUCCCGCUUAGUCUUGGUUAGCACCUCCACCUCUCCAAGAGAUUCGCCCUGUCCAUGCUCCGACACAAUGACCGGCUGCACAUCCCUUCCUUCAGGAGUCCUCAUCGAUCUGAACCGUCCAUUGAGAACAAUAUAAAUACCAUUGGCAGGGUCUCCCUGAGUGUACAAGGAGUCACCAGCCGAAAUGUGGACCCAUUCCAUAGCGUAGUCGGCCAGGAGCAAACGUUUGUCGAGAAUCCGCAACAGAUUUUUUGCAAUGGCCAGUUGAAGGUACGGGAAACGCUCGUUCAAGAUCUCAAACACCUCUCUAGGUAAAAAUGCCACAUAGCAGUCUACAGCUGCUACCACGUUCACAAAGGAUUUGGAGCCAAUCAAGGUUCCCAGAUAUCCAGCUAUACCGCCUUGCUUGACCUCAUAAACAAACUCCUCUGUAGGAUCUCCGUCGGUGUUUUCGUUCAUAUAAGUAACUUUCAGAACUCCAUCUAUCACGUAGUAAAUUCCUGGCGUGUGCUCAUUAGCUUCAAUCAGCUUGGUUCCGGCUGAUACGUGUUUUAAAUUGAUGGAGUUGGCCAGGUCAGACUUGAUGUUUUCGAAAUCCAUAAAACUCUUCUGACUUCCUGUGGCUCCGUCUUCAUCAUCGUUGGGAGUCCCGAGAUUGUGAGAUGAAAAAGUGCGAACUUUUGAUCUCGUUCCGAUGCCAAGGCCUUUUGGCUUAGUGUUCAUUUCGGUGAUGCCUGCAACCAUCGGCGAGCUCAUCACCGAAGGCGAGAAACUCAUUCUGCUCGGAGACGAGACCUGGAGUGACCCCCGAUCCACACCGAUGCUUUCGCAGAUGCUCUCUGCGAUGGCUACACGAACAGCCAUCUCCGCAGGCUCUUCAUUUUCACCGUUGACUAUUCUGUCGUGUAAGUGGCCCUUAUCUGUCUUUCCAAUACUUGCCAUCUUAUCCAAAUGGGACACCGGAACGUUCGAAACAAGGUCUCCGGGAUUAGUGGAGUUUCGAGCAGCCAACGAAAAGUGUCUUGACGAGUUUCUCGCGCCCGAAACCUCACUUCUUGGUCUACGGGCCUUGAUACGCGACCGUGGCACGGCAAGCAUAUCGUCGCUCUGGUUGCUUUCGUCUGCAUCCGAGCUGAGUGUUGCCAUGAAAGAAGUGGGAGCCGUAUGGAUGGAAAUGGGGCCAGCUGGAGAAACAGAUCUGGAACCAGGGUCUAGAUGAAUCGGCUCUGAUCUCAUCAAUUUCGAGCUCUGGCUUCUUUUCAACAGUGAGUGCGACUCAUUGAGUGUACUGUAAGAAGACAGUCUUGGCAUAAAAUGCUCCACAACCUUGUUGCUCAGAUAAGAGGGCAGCACAUUGGAGCAUUGCUUGUUGAGAUUAAUUUCUGUUCGCAUGAUGUCUGUGGUGAGGCCGAGAUAGUCAUGGGCUGUCUGAAACGUGACACGGUACAGUUUGGUCAAAAUCAUCUGAACAAUGUGACUGGUGGCCUUGGGAUAUUUAUAGGCGAGUCUGCUGAACGAAUCUUUGGGUAUGAUGGAUAUGGUGCAGUUGUUUUUUGGAAUAGCAAUCAGUGUUGGCGUUUCGUUCGACGACGGUGGCUGUGGCACCGGCGAGUCCGCAAACACCUUGUUGUCCAGGUCAAAAUCGGAAGGAACAGGUAAAAUACCAGAAGCCUGUCUGUCUGGAAUAUUUAAAUCCGAAGCGGUGAGUAAGUUCAACACACUUGUUAGCGAUGACAAUGGAGCACCACUUUUGACGUUGUUUAAAAGUCUGUACCUAAUAUCGUCAACAAUAACGUAGUUAGAGGAGGAUUCAUUGGUGAACACCGCAUUCUCGUCGUUUGAGCUUCCAAUCUUGCAAAAGACUUCAAUUUCGCCCUCGACGCAGAUCAUGAACCCCGAGUUUUCGUCCAAAAACACAAUCUCGCCGGAGUCCAGCUUUUGCGUCUGCAUGCUCUUUGUCAGCUCAUUGAACACUUGGCUCUCCAAAUAGCCAAAGAUCUUUAUUGCAGACAAGAAUUCGUCAAGAUAGUUCUGCCGGGCCUUGCGCUCUCUGCCAGACGUCUCCAGAAACGUGUCCAUCGACGGCUCCUGUCGCUUUGGGUCUUCAGGAAGCCGCGAAUAAACAGUCAAAUAUCUGUAAUGGAUGUAGGCAUAGGUGGCUAGAGAGACCACAAUUGCAAUUAAAAGGACGGUGGAAAACGAAAGGGCGACCUGUGCCAAGUAGGUCGCUAUCGAGUACAGAACUGCCGAAAAUAGGUAGAGAGAUGUUGCUAGGAAGUUGAUGACGCCGGACACCAGCUUCUGCGGGAGGACUAGCAACCACUGCGACAUGAUCCCUGGUGAAGACGUCCCUGGCUGUGUAAGAAAAAGAUGGAAAGCGUAGUUUGGCUGUGCAGGCCAGGAGUAGUCGGGCUGUGCAAGAGUAGGACGCGGGAAAUUUACAACAACAAAAAAAAAAAAAAACUCCCAGAAAAUUCAGAUUCCGGCUGUGCAACCCCCAAUUCACAGCCACGUUACCCUGCUCUCAACAAAUUCCAAAUCCCAACAGUCUUGUUGGGCGUACUAUUAUUUCAGUAUUGUGUAGCUAUUGAUCUGAGCACGGCGCAGCCACAAAUGUCUCUUAGAGCGCUUUCUUUUUUUUGUUGACGAGUCGUGGCUGCGUAGGUAAACUUUUCAACUAUAUCAACUGUCUUCAACAGCCUAUUUUUUUUUAACCAGCUGUUGUCAUGUCGGUGAAUAGACCGCUAGUUAUAACCCACGGAGGGAUUGAGACCACCAUCCUGACCCCUCCAACUAAUUACCUCCUGUACCAACAAUUGACCGCAGAUUUCUAUAAGUCCCUUCCAGAGGUUACCGAAGGAUACGCUGGCGAUGACGAGCCAGCGUCCAAGGCUGAACUGCUGACGAUGUUCUUGGGAUACAUCGUCAGGUCUAGUGUUCUGGAGUCGGAGAAAUUGGACGCGAUCAAGCUUGUCAUUGACGAGUUCGACACCAGAUUCCUGCUCAACAAAGAUAUCCACUCUUUCGCAGCCGAGUGUCUCGCGUCUGAGACCAACCCAACAACCUUAGAAAAGGUCAAGAACCACAUUUUGAAAAACUACUACUCUGGAAAGCUCUAUGUGGACAAGAAGUUUGGUCUGGAUCCUGCACCAGUCCAGUCUGCCCUGUUCAAGGCCGCCAAGGACAAAAAAGCCUCCAUCUACACGGUCUUCGGUGGCCAGGGAAACACCGAAGACUACUUCGAGGAGCUCAGAGAGAUCUACGACGUGUAUAAUCCACUUGUGGCGCCAUUCCUGUACAGCGUGCAGUCAAAGCUGCAAUCUCUUAUAUCUUCCACCUCCGACAUCGACAGAAUUUUCACGCAUGGUUUCGACCUCAUCAACUGGCUCGAGAAACCAGAACAGACUCCAAACACAGAACACCUGCUCUCGAUUCCCGUGUCAUGUCCGUUAAUCUGCGUGAUUCAGCUGUGCCACUUCGCCAUCACGUGCAGACUUUUGGGUGUCACCCCUGGCCAGCUCAAUGAGCUCACUAGCGGUACCACAGGUCACUCGCAAGGUCUUGCCACUGCAAUUGCCAUUGCCUCGGCCGACACUUGGGAAUCCUUCGAGGUCCAGGCUUUGAAGGCCGUCGAGUUCCUUUUCUACCUUGGUGUCAGAUGUCUCCAAGCUUACCCAUCAACCUCGCUUGCACCAAGUACCGUCAAGGACUCAGAAGAAAACGGUGAAGGCACUCCAGGUCCUAUGCUCUCCAUCAGAGACCUCACCUACGAACAGGUCACCAAGUUUGUCGACGAGACCAACCAGCAUCUGCCCGAGGCCAAGAAGAUUGGCAUUUCCUUGGUUAACGGUGCCAGAAAUCUGGUUGUCACCGGUCCACCAGAAUCUCUGUACGGUCUCAAUUUGAACCUCAGAAAGGCCAAGGCACCUUCUGGGCUUGAGCAGUCCCGUGUUCCUUACAGCGAAAGAAAACUCAAAUUCUCCUCGAGAUUUUUGCCGAUUAUGUCUCCAUUCCACUCUCAUCUGCUUGCUCCAGCAUCUCCAAAAAUCAAAGAAGACCUUGAGAAGUCUAAUCUCGAAUUUAAUACUGCGGACCUGAAAAUGCCAGUCUAUGAUACUUACGACGGCUCGGAUCUCAGAAAUUACACCGGAUCCAUCACUUCCAGACUGAUCGAGCUUAUCACUCUCCUGGCUGUGAACUGGGAAGUGGCCACCAAAUUCGAGGCCACCCACAUCAUUGACUUCGGUCCUGGUGGAGCUUCUGGCUUGGGAGUUCUCACCCACAGAAAUAAGGAGGGCACUGGAGCCAGAGUUAUUAUUGCCGGCGCUUUGAACGUUCCUGGCGAAGAUUCGGAGUUCGGCUACAAACAGGAGCUGUUUGAUAUCAACGCUUCCUCUCUAAUAUAUGCUCCAAAUUGGCUUCACAACUACCAGCCUAAACUGAUCAAGACUUCCGAAGGAAAAAUAUACGUCGAUACGAAAUUCUCCAGACUGCUGGGAAGAGCACCACUCAUGGUCCCUGGAAUGACGCCGAGUACCGUCUCGCCCGAUUUCGUUGCUGCCACCAUUGAAGCUGGCUACCACAUCGAACUAGCAGGUGGUGGCUACUUUAAUCCAGACAUGAUGACCAAGGCUUUGACCAAGAUCGCUGAAAACAUCACUCCAGGUUCCGGUAUCGGAGUCAACUUGAUUUAUGUUAGUCCUAAGAUGCUUCAAUGGGGUAUUCCUUUAAUCAGAGACCUCAGGGCCAAGGGCUUCCCAAUCCAGUCUUUGACCAUAGGUGCUGGUGUUCCUUCUCUUGAGGUUGCCACCGAGUACAUUGAAACUCUCGGAUUGACUCACCUGGGCUUGAAACCAGGCUCCAUCGACGCAAUCAGCCAGUGUAUCACCAUUGCCAAGGCACACCCUAACUUCCCAAUUGUGGUCCAAUGGACCGGUGGAAGAGGUGGUGGCCACCACUCAUUUGAGGAUUUCCACCAGCCAAUCUUGCAAAUGUACUCCAAGCUCAGAAAAUGUCCAAACAUCAUUCUGAUUGCCGGUUCUGGUUUUGGUUCUGCUGAGGAUACCUAUCCGUACCUAACUGGUGCUUGGGCUACGAAGUUCAACUACCCACACAUGCCAUUUGAUGGUGUGCUAUUUGGUUCCAGAGUCAUGGUUGCCAAGGAGUGCAAGACCUCUCCUGCUGCCAAGAAGGCCAUUGCUGCCUGUACCGGUGUUGACGACAGCAAAUGGGAACUGACCUACAAGAAGCCAGCAGGUGGUAUUUUGACUGUGAAGUCCGAGAUGGGUGAGCCAAUCCACAAGAUUGCCACGCGAGCCGUUAUUUUCUGGAAAGAGAUGGACGACACUAUUUUCUCACUUCCUAAGGCCAAAAUGCUGGAAGCUUUGGAGAAAAAGAAGGACUACAUAAUCAAGAAACUCAAUGCCGACUUCCAAAAGCCAUGGUUUGGAAAGAACGACGAGGGUGUUUGCGACUUACAAGACAUGACAUACGAGCAGGUUGCCAAGAGAUGCGUGGAGCUGAUGUACGUGAGAAAGUCAAAGAGAUGGAUCGACGUGAGUUUGCGAAACUUCCUCGGCAAGUUCCUGAGAAGAGUCGAGGAACGUUUUGCUGGCAAGGAGACUUUCUCACUCAUCCAGACAUUUAGUCUUUUGGAGAACCCAGACUCCUGCUUGGAAGCCGUUUUCAACGCAUAUCCAGAAGCCAAGAGCCAAUUGGUUAACGCUGAAGAUUGCGACUAUUUCAUUGCCAUGUGCUCUAAUCCAGGCCAGAAGCCGGUUCCGUUCGUCCCAGUUUUGGACGAGAGAUUCGAGGUGUUUUUCAAGAAAGACUCUCUAUGGCAAUCUGAGGAUCUCGAGGCCGUUGUUGACGAGGAUGUUCAAAGAACGUGUAUACUGCAUGGUCCCGUUGCUGCUCAAUUCACCAACAAGGUGGACGAGCCAAUCAAGGAGAUUUUGGACAAUAUUCAUGAAGGCCACAUCAAGAAGCUUUUGGACGACGUUUAUGGUGGAAACAUCUCUAGAGUUCCUGUUGUUGAGUAUUUCACUGAUAAGAGCACUGUCAAAAUCGACUCUAUUCCAGGUGUGCAAGUCAAUAAGACUGCUGAUGCUGUGACAUAUUCUAUUGGCUCUUCUUUGCCAGAGACCGACGCUUGGUUCAAGCUUCUAGCUGGCUCUGAGCUGAACUGGAGACACGCAUUUGUUACUGCUGACAGAUGCGUUCAGGGCUACAACCACGUUGAGAACCCAGCCAAGAAGGUCCUGGCUCCAGCUCAGAACAUCUCUGUCAGAAUCCAAUACCCAGACGACGUCUCGAAGACCGUUAUUUCCCUGUUCGAGUCCAUCAAAGGCAAAGACAAGGAAGUGGUCAGAAUAUGUGCCGAUGGCAACUCCAUCAAGAUGAGUCUGAUUGAGCACAGAACGGCUGAUGGAACUCCUGUUCCAUUGGAGUUGCUUUACAUAUACAAGAAGUCCGACGGAUUUGCUCCAAUUCAGGAAGUCAUGGAUAGCAGAAACGACAGAAUCAAGAAGUUCUACUGGAAAUUGUGGUUCGGUUCCAAUGUUCCUGUUGAGCUGGACUUCAAUGCAACCUCAACGAUCGAUGGUGGUUCCACGGAAAUCACUCAACAGGCCAUUGCCGAACUGACACAUGCUGUUGGAAACUCUUGUGAAUAUUUCGUUCCAAGAGUUGGCAGAGACCAAUUGGCUCCUAUGGACUUUGCUAUUGUUAUUGGAUGGAGAGCUAUCAUGAAAGCAAUCUUCCCUAAGUCUGUCGACGGUGACAUUCUGAAGCUUGUUCACCUGUCCAACGCGUACAGAAUGAUGCCAGGCGCCGAACCAUUGAAAGUCGGUGACAAGGUCUCUUCUGAUGCCCAGAUCGUCUCUGUGGUCAACAGUGCAACAGGUAAGACUGUUGAGGUUCUUGGUACUAUUUACAGAGAUGGAAAGGCUAUCAUGGAGGUCACCUCCGCUUUCUUCUACAGAGGCAUUUACACAGACUUUGAGAACACCUUCCAGAAGACUACCGAGACUCCGAUGGAGGUCAAUCUGAAGACAGCUAUGGACGUUGCUGUUUUGCAGUCCAAGGAGUGGUUCCAUCUAGGCUCUGAGCCAAUUGACCUGAUCGGCAAGACUCUGACCUUCAGAUGCAAAUCCGUCUACUACUUCAAGAACCAGAACGUUUACUCCUCGGUGAGGACCACUGGUGCCGUGUUUUACGAGAUGCCGUCGAAGGAAAUCAAACAGGUUGCCGAGAUCAACUACAAGGCUGGUGUUUCGCACGGUAACCCUGUGGUUGACUACUUGAGCAGGAACGGAGUGCCAAUCGAGCAGCCAGUUCAGCUGGAGCACGCCGUUCCUCUGUCUGGUGCACUUGUCACCAAGGCUCCAGGUUCCAACGAGACGUACGCCGCCGUUUCUGGUGAUUACAACCCUAUCCACGUCUCAAGAGUCUUUGCUUCCUACGCAAGCUUGCCAGGCACCAUCACCCAUGGUAUGUUCUCCUCUGCUUCGGUCAGGUCUCUUGUCGAAAUGCAUGCUGCCAACGGUGUUGCUCCAAGAGUGAGGGCCUACAAGGCGAACUUUGUUGGAAUGGUUCUGCCAAACGACGAGCUUACAACUCAGUUGGAGCACGUUGCCAUGAUCAACGGAAGAAAGAUCAUCAAGAUCGAGACCAAGAAGGCUGACACCGGCGAUGUUGUGCUUUCUGGUGAGGCAGAAAUUGACCAACCGGUCUCCACGUUCGUCUUUACCGGUCAAGGUUCUCAGGAACAGGGUAUGGGUAUGGAUUUGUACAACUCGUCUGAGGUUGCCAAGAACGUUUGGGAUAGGGCCGACAGACACUUUAUUGACAACUACGGAUUCUCGAUCUUGGACAUCGUCAAGAACAACCCUAACGAGUUGACAGUCCACUUUGGUGGUCCAAAGGGAAGAAAGAUCAGAGAGAACUACAUCACGAUGAUGUUUGAAACCAUCGAUGAGGAUGGAAAUCUUAAGUCGGAGAAAAUUUUCAAGGACAUUGACGAGAACACCACCACUUAUACUUUCAAGUCGCCAACGGGAUUGCUUUCUGCUACGCAGUUCACCCAGCCAGCUCUUACUCUUAUGGAGAAGGCUACAUUCGAGGAUAUGAAGUCCAAGGGAUUGGUGCCUAGCGAGUCCAUGUUUGCUGGUCACUCUCUUGGUGAGUACUCGGCUUUGUCAUCUCUGGCAGACGUUAUGCCAAUCGAGUCCCUGGUCGAUGUGGUGUUCUACAGAGGUAUGACCAUGCAGGUUGCUGUUCCAAGGGACAGCUUAGGAAGAUCGAACUAUGGUAUGUGCGCUGUGAACCCAUCCAGAGUCUCUCCUACCUUCAACGAUUCUGCCCUGAGAUUCGUUGUCGAGCACAUUAGCAAGCAAACCGGCUGGCUGUUGGAGAUCGUCAACUUCAACGUGGAGAACCAGCAAUACGUUGCUGCCGGAGAUCUUAGAGCUCUGGAUACUUUGAGCAACACGUUGAACGUGUUUAAGAUCCAGAAGAUCGACAUUGUCAAGCUGCAGGAGACAAUGUCGCUCGAAAAGGUUGCCGAGCACCUGAGUGAGAUCGUCGACGAGGUUUCCAAGAAGUCUUUGGCCAAGCCACAGCCAGUCGACCUGGAAAGAGGAUACGCCUGUAUCCCAUUGAAGGGCAUUUCUGUUCCAUUCCACUCCUCUUACCUGAGAUCUGGUGUCAAGCCAUUCCAGAGAUUCUUGGUGAAGAAGAUUCCAAAGUCUGCUGUGAAGCCAGCCAGCUUGAUUGGCAAGUACAUUCCAAACUUGACUGCCAAACCAUUUGAGUUGACGAAAGAGUACUUUGAAAAUGUCUACGAACUGACUGGGUCUGAGAAGAUCAAGGCUAUUCUGGACAACUGGGAGCAUUACGAGUCAGCAUAAUAUAUAGAAAUUUAUAAUUUAAUUGGAGACAUAGGAAAAAAAAAAGUUGGUCGACGCGACGCGACGCGACUCAAACGCGAAACCGCAAGAUUUGCUCACUUAUCUGCAUGUUUGCGAGACUAGGAAUAAGAAGCAUGACGGCCACCCAAAAACAGCAAACAUUAUCUCGAUUUUUUGGUUCUCAGGGCGAGCGUUGCAUGGCCAAGAAGCGGUCGCGUAGUCCAUCGCCCGCUUCAUCUAAAAAGGCCCCCAAAAGCGACGACACAAAGGAGAGCACGCCAGACGAUUCUGUUGCAGAUGUUGCAGAUGACGCGAAGGAGAGACUGAUAGACGCCAAAGAGCUUUUGAAGAUGGACUCGGAGGUCAAAGUACCUGACAUGGCCGUCGGGAAACCGAUCCUGUAUAGCAAAUUGUGCGAGGUGUUUGAGGCCCUAGAAAAAGAGUCCGGCAGACUCAAGUGCAUCGAGAUCGCCUCCGAGAUGUUUUCCCACGUGCUGGACACAUCUGAGAAUCAGGAAGACCAGAUAAGAAACCUUGUUGAGGUCAAUUACCUGACUAUCAAUAGGGUGUGCCCAGAUUACGAGGGGCUUGAGUUGGGACUAGGCGAGACUCUUCUCAUGAAAGCACUGGCCACAGGUACAGGCCGUUCGAUGCAGCAGCUGAAAAAAGAUCUUGGAGAGUAUGGCGACAUCGGUCUGGUUGCUCAAAAAUCGAGAUCCAAGCAAAGUUUGAUGUUCAAGCCGCAACCGUUGACAGUGUUUCAAGUAUUUAAAAAUCUCAAGGAAAUUGCAAGCAUGUCGGGAGCCUCUUCGCAGAACAAAAAAAUUGCCAUGAUCAACAGAAUGCUGACGUCCUGUGACUCGCGCGAGGCCAAAUUCCUGAUGAGGUCGUUGGAAGGCACGUUGCGCAUCCAGUUUGCAGAGAAAUCGGUGGUGGUUGCAUUGGCCAAGGCUUUGGUGGAGCACGAGAUGAAGCAGCGGGGCCAAAAAGUGACUCCUGCAAUUCUGAGUGAGGCUGAGGAGCAGAUGAAGGAGGCAUUUUCGCAGACGCCCAAUUACGAGCUGAUCAUCGAGAGCGCGAUAAAAUACGGAACUCUCAAGCUCAUGGACCACUGCACGCUGAAGCCAGGAAUACCCCUCAAGCCAAUGCUUGCAAAACCAACCAAGUCGAUCACGGAGAUCCUCAACCAGUUCGAGAACCAGGAGUUCACGUGCGAGUACAAAUACGACGGCGAAAGAGCACAGGUUCACCUGCUACCUGACCGAACGCUUAGAGUUUACUCUAGGAGCUCCGAAAACAUGACCCAAAGAUAUCCAGACCUAAUUCCCGUCAUGGAGGAGCUCCAGAGACUUAAUCCAGAAGUGAAAUCGUUUAUUUUGGACUGCGAGUGUGUGGCAUGGGACAAGAAGCAGGAAAAGAUCCUCCCGUUCCAGAUCCUGUCAACCAGAAAGCGCAAGGACGUGAAGGAGGAAGACAUAACGGUGCAGGUGUGUUUGUUUGCCUUUGACAUUCUGCUGUACAAUGGCGAGUCCCUACUCCAGAAGUCUUUGAAAGAGCGCAGACAAUACAUGUACGACAAUCUGAAGGUUAUCCCUGGGAAGUUUCGUUUCUCUGAGAAACUCGACUCCUCCGAUUUAGACGUCAUAACGAAGUUCCUUGACCAGUCCGUCAAGGACUCUUGCGAAGGGCUGAUGAUCAAAACGCUUAAUGGGACGAACAGCUUAUACGAGCCAUCCAAAAGAUCGAGGAACUGGCUCAAGCUGAAGAAAGACUAUUUGGAGGGAGUCGGAGACUCUCUGGAUCUGGUAGUCAUUGGUGCAUAUGUUGGCAAGGGAAAGCGCACUGGAGGGUACGGCGGGUUUUUGCUCGCUAGCUACAACCCAGACAGUGGCGAGUUUGAGGCUAUCUGCAAAAUUGGCACCGGCUUUAGUGAAGAGAUGCUUGCUUCGUUAUUUGAGAAACUCAAGCCAACACAGUUGGACAAGCCUAAAGCGUCGUUCGUGUACGAUAAGACGAAUCCCCGAGCAGCCCCAGAUAUCUGGUUUGAACCAACAACGCUGUUUGAGGUGAAAGUGGCGGACUUUACCGAAAGUCCUCUCUACAAAUGCGGCUACAGUUUUUUGGGAGACGGCUCCAAAGGAGUGUCACUGAGAUUUCCACGGUUUGUGCGGAUAAGAGAUGACAAGAGCGUUGAGGAUGCAACGACAAGCGAGCAGAUAGUGGAGAUGUACGAGAAACAGGCACAUCUUAGCUGAUAACCAAACUUCAUAGUGUACAAUAUUUCAAAUCAGAAAUCUUUGGCCGCCUAACUAUUUU